This is a messenger RNA of Hemibagrus wyckioides, 1741 nucleotides long. RefSeq names its product apelin receptor 2 (gene aplnr2). Lineage: Eukaryota; Metazoa; Chordata; Actinopteri; Siluriformes; Bagridae. Gene Ontology annotation, molecular function: G protein-coupled receptor activity. The record is from RefSeq and is a predicted model, not a curated record. Gene Ontology annotation, biological process: immune response; G protein-coupled receptor signaling pathway. Bases 305 to 1540 code for a protein of 411 amino acids. The transcript has 2 exons. Gene Ontology annotation, cellular component: membrane.
GUGGAGGUAAGAGGAAGAUGAAGAUAACUUGAGUUUUGGCUCAAGAAGAGACAAACAUCUCAACAUACAGACCUCCAGCUUGUCAUCUGAGAAAGAGAGAAAGCAAGAAAGAAAGAGAGAGAGAAAACAGGAAACUCAGCUUCUUGGAAAAUACACCAGAUGAGAUAAGUGUUGUCAUUAUUUUGGCAUUAAAAGUCAGAAGAGAGAGAAUCAGACCUAAAUAUCCACUUUAGUGCAUACAGAAAAGAAGAACUGGAUUUCACAAGGCAAAAAACCUAGAAAGUCCUGUCUAAAUCCUCUCUCUAUGUCGGAGUCGGAUUGGCCUCUUGCUUCUCCCACUCCACUUCCCCAGUGUGACUACGGAGAAUGGAGGGCCACACGAGUGCUGAUUCCAGUGAUUUACCUCUUAACCUUCAUCGUUGGUACAUUUGGAAAUGCCUUUGUGCUCUGUACAUACUUGAACUGCCGUGGAAAAAGGCUAUGGAGGAUUAGGAGCCAAAACAAACGUGAACCUUCCUAUAGACCUUCCUCUUCUUCACGUUCCGUAACAGAGUCACUGAUUGUCAGUUUGGCCUUGGCUGACCUUGCUUUUGUCAUUACUCUCCCUUUGUGGGCAGUAUACACAGCCCUGGACUAUCACUGGCCAUUUGGCAGCUUCCUUUGUCGAGUGAGCAGCUACCUGGUGGCACUGAACAUGUAUGCCAGUGUGUUCUCUCUGGCUGGACUCAGCGUUGAGCGCUAUUGUGUGAUCAAACGGCGUAGCCCCAGCAAGAACAUAACACCAGUAAGAGCCUGGUACAUCGUAGGGUGUGUAUGGAUGACUGCCAGCAUCCUUGCACUUCCUGCUCUUCUUCUACGAACUGUCAGAGAGGUGGAGGGACAUUCUGAUUGGCUGGAUGAUGGUGAACAUAAUAAUAGUGGUCCACAGUGCUUGUGUGACAUGGACUAUUCUAUUUUGGUCUCACUAGACCUUGAUCCAGCAACACGAGAACAGGCGGAAGUGAUGUGGUCAGCACUGCUAGGUUUGAAGUCUACUGUCCUGGGUUUCCUGCUUCCACUUAUUGUGCUGCUUCUUUGCUACUGUUCCCUGGCACAUUUCUUGUCCCGCCAUUUUCGUCUUUCACCUCAACCUGAUCGGCAGCGCCAGCGCAAGCUUCUGCGCAUCGUUAUUGCCCUCGUGCUGGCUUUUUUCCUCUGUUGGCUGCCCUUUCAUGCUAAUAAGACCCUGUCAGAUUUAGUUGAACUUGAUAUUUUGCCCUAUUCCUGCAGCUUUGACCGCUGGCUGGUUGCUGUCCACCCUUAUGCAAUCUGCCUAGCAUACAUGAACAGUUGCCUGAACCCACUGCUCUAUGCCUGCUGUGACCCAGCCUUCCGGCGACGAUGCAAAUGCGCAGUCAAGCUUGUUUGGAGAAGACGUGAGGGAGAAAGGGAUGAAGCAGAAGACAGAGAAACAGGAACAAGGGUUGAGUUGGAAGAGGAUAAAAUAGUGAGAGAAAUAGGACACCGAUCCAAAACAGGAACAGAAUACUGCAACAUUUAGCAGUUAAUAUUAAUUUGAAUAUGAAAUAUUUUUUAUAUGAAUUACUGUAUGAGAUGUAGAUUGUUUGUCUAUGUGUGUUAACUGCUACUGAAAGCAUAUGGUGAUAACUGUGAAACUGAAAUGAACACGUUUUCCCCAUGAGAGGGUGCUAAGAAUUCCUCUAUAAUCUCUCACAAACUGAACUGUAGAAGAGAAACAUUG